UUGUCCCUAUCUUCAGAAUGUUGUGAAUUAACAUAUAUUUCGAAAUCAACGUAAUUCCUUUGGACAGCUCAACAGGAUACGCAGCAAAGAUGAUGGAACCAGGGACCGUAGAUCCAGGCUUCCCGGACUCUCACAUGACCACAACGACUACAAGAGUCACACCAACUCUACGGUUCGACCCUUCGUACAUACGUACCAUCCCGGGUAUCAUCAAAAUUGUAGCAAUGGUACUGAAUCUUAUCGGAUACAUCAGCAUCUCUGCGUCGGUGAACUCCAACCACAGUCGAGCAGAAUGGUUCGCAUUCGUGUCAAUGACUGGGUUUUGGCUCACAGGACUGCUCCUAGUUUUCUAUGUUAUGCACGUAAUCGAAAAAUUCUACAUGGUACCAUGGCUUAAAAUAGAGCUUGGUUACGUGGCUUUGUGGACUUUCUUCUACUUUACUGCAUCGCUGACAGUCGCCCUUUGGGGAGGAUAUUUUGAAGCCUAUGCUGUUGCCGCCUUUUUCGGCUUCGCCGCCAUGUUGGUCUACGGAGCGGACACCUUCUUCAAGUUCCGGGCCUGGAAGUCCGGCGAAAUAGCGCAAGGGGAACAAACUAUUCACAUGGGACCACCAGAGCUCCAAUCUCCCGGUGCUUACUAAAUAAGAUAAACUCACCAUAAAGGAUGAUAAACCUAAACAUUUUUCUAACCUCAGCUGUUAAAAGAAAAAUAUUUCAGGUCUGAUAGAAGUGUUUGCGUUUAAAUGAUCGCCGAUGUAAGUAGUAGGGUGACAACAGGCCUUAGGAAGCAUCAAAAACUGUAGCGGGAAAGUUUUUUUCGAAAAAAUGUAAAGCUUCUGGGUGUAAUUUUUGCUC
This is a messenger RNA of Hyalella azteca, 855 nucleotides long. Its product is annotated as CKLF-like MARVEL transmembrane domain-containing protein 4. The record is from RefSeq and is a predicted model, not a curated record. Gene Ontology annotation, cellular component: membrane. NCBI's taxonomy places the organism in Eukaryota, Metazoa, Arthropoda, Malacostraca, Amphipoda, Hyalellidae. The transcript is spliced from 4 exons. Bases 90 to 641 code for a protein of 183 amino acids.